Echinops telfairi (small Madagascar hedgehog) is the source of this 2756-nucleotide messenger RNA. It is a transcript of the gene PTPDC1, whose product is annotated as protein tyrosine phosphatase domain containing 1. Gene Ontology annotation, molecular function: protein tyrosine/serine/threonine phosphatase activity. Bases 63 to 2243 code for a protein of 726 amino acids. The record is from RefSeq and is a predicted model, not a curated record. Gene Ontology annotation, biological process: protein dephosphorylation; cilium assembly. NCBI's taxonomy places the organism in Eukaryota, Metazoa, Chordata, Mammalia, Afrosoricida, Tenrecidae. The transcript has 9 exons.
CUGCAGGAGUUUUACCACAAAAUGAACAAUCAUUGGUGAAUAACAUUGGGUAUUCUGCAAGUAUGAAAGGAAAUUCAGGACGUCCCACACCGCGGUACACGAAAGUUGGGGAACGUUUACGACACGUCAUUCCUGGACAUGUGGCCUGUUCCAUGACAUGUGGUGGUAGAGCCUGCAAGUAUGAAAACCCAGCCCGCUGGAGUGAUCAGGAGCAAGCUAUAAAGGGGGUGUACUCAUCCUGGGUCACUGAAAACAUACUCGCCAUGGCUCGCCCAUCUACCAAACUCAUUGAAAAGUACCACAUCAUCGAGCAGUUCCAAAGCUGUGGCAUAAAAACAGUCAUUAACCUCCAGCGUCCUGGUGAGCAUGCUAGCUGUGGGAGCCCUCUGGAACAAGAGAGUGGUUUCACUUAUCUACCUGAAGCUUUCAUGGAAGCUGGGAUUUAUUUCUACAACUUCGGAUGGAAGGAUUAUGGUGUCGCAUCUCUUACUACGAUCUUGGAUAUGGUGAAGGUGAUGGCGUUUGCCUUACAGGAAGGAAGGGUCACUAUUCAUUGUCAUGCAGGGCUUGGUCGAACAGGUGUUUUAAUAGCAUGUUACUUAGUAUUUGCAACGAGAAUGACUGCUGACCAAGCAAUUAUAUUUGUUCGAGCAAAGCGACCCAAUUCCAUACAAACUAGAGGACAACUACUAUGUGUAAGGGAGUUUGCACAGUUUUUGAUUCCUCUUCGCAAUAUAUUUUCUUGUUGUGAUCCCAAAGCACAUGCUGUCACCUUACCUCAAUAUCUAAUUCGCCAGCGUCAUCUCCUUCAUGGUUAUGAAGCACGGCUUCUAAAAUACGUGCCAAAAAUUGUUCACCUUGUCUGCAAAUUACUGGUGGACUUAGCUGAAAACAGACCAGUAGAGAAGACAGAAGUGUUAGAAGUCCCAGACCUCUGUGCUGAAAUUAAAAAAACAGUUUCUGAGGUGGUCACAGUGCAACUGGAUAAAGAAUUAAUAAGGCGUAGCAGUGAUGCCUCGGUCCCUUAUACUCCCAUGGCAGCAGUAACAGCUUUUGAAAAUCAGGAUGUCAUUCUUUCUAAUGAGCAAGAACCGGAUCCUCUUUGGAAGAGGUGGAACAUUGAAUGUCUUCAACCACUGACUCCUUUUAAAAGGCGGCUCAGCUACAGUGACUCAGAUUUAAAGCGGGCAGAAUUACUUUGGGAACAGGGUGUGACUCCAUGGACAGUGCCGACCCAAGUCUCGCUUUGCCAUAACAUAAAGCAGCAGAAAGCCACAAGCAAUUGUUAUGCUCCACAGUCUCCACACCUAAACGUAAAUAAAGAAACUCUGAUAUGCAAUACUUUUUCUUUCUGCAAUCAGGCUAAGUUUGGAAGCUUGGAAGAACUCAAAGAUGAUGAAUUAGCACUUUUCCAAAAAAGAAAUGUUUCAAAGGAAGUACAGCGGAGUAGAACUUUUUCUUCAGGUGUCACAAAUGUAUAUAACCCUGGAGAACCAGGUAUACCCAAUUUGUCAAAUAUUUAUAAGGAGCCAAGCCAUUCUCACCAGCAAGUGGACCACUGUGAAACUCAUGGCAGUUGGGGCCAGAAGCCCAUCCUGAUGGAUGGUGGAAUUUAUUGCCCCUCUCUGGACAAUGGCUCUAUUCCUAAAGUGAAAUUCCCUGUUGGAUAUGAAAGCAAAGAGAGCAAAAAUCAAGUUGAAGUAGCUUCUCAGAUUGUUUUGCAAUCUGAAUUGAAUGUUGAAAGAAGGAGAAUACUGGCAGCUAAAGCCUUGGCAAAUUUAAAUGAGUUUUUAGAAAAGGAAGAAAUGAAAAAGAAAGUAGAAACGUGGCAGAAAGAACUAAAUUCCCGAGACGGAGCUUGGGAAAAAAUAUGUGGUGAACAGGAUCCUUUCAUCCUAUGCAGUUUGAUGUGGUCUUGGGUGGAGCAAUUGAAAGAACCUAUAAUAUCCAAAGAGGAUGUGGACAUGUUGGUUGACAGACACACAGAUGCUGCUGAAGCACUGUUUUUAUUAGAAAAGGGACAACACCAGACGAUUCUUUGCAUCUUACAUUGCAUAGUGAAUCUGCAGACGAUUCCUGUGGAUGUGGAGGAAGCUUUCCUAACCCAUGCCAUUCAAGCUUUCACUAAAGUUAAUCUCGAAUCUGCAAAUGGACCGGUAGUUUACAACACUCUGAAGAAAAUAUUUAAACACACACUAGAAGAAAAAAGAAAACUGGCAAAGGAUGGCCAGCCCUACACCUGAUUUUGAGUGAUGCUGACUUUACCCAUGUGAUUGGUACUUCAGAUCUAAAGAUCCAGCUAACACUUCUUUCGUAUGUGAAUGGUUUGAAAUUUAUAGAGCUACACUUUCUCAUAGCAUUAUGUUUACAAUAGUGUUUAUGUUACAAAUUAGCUUCCCUGUAUGGAGCUAUUAUUUAUUUUUAAAUACCCUUGAACUACAUUUUUGUGUUGAAAAAUUGCCAUAAAGUUGGUGCCACUUUAUUUAUGUACUGAAUUAACAUUGCCGUAUUAACAUUUUAAACACAUAGUGUUUACAUCUUUUCUGGACGUUUUGGAAAAAGUUAUAACUCUUCUUCCCAAAACAAUUAUUUAUUGCAGAACUCUUUCUAGAGUUAUUACCAACUAGAUCAUUUUAAUUGUAAAACCUCACUUUGUAUUUAUUCCCCUUUGAAAUAUCGCCUAACAAGUCACUAAGUGUCUUAAAAAUGUUUUAUAUGUGUUACUAAUAAGAUUAUGUACACAACAUUUUAAAGAA